Messenger RNA from Aphanomyces invadans, 460 nucleotides. RefSeq lists its product as hypothetical. Gene Ontology annotation, cellular component: nucleus. NCBI's taxonomy places the organism in Eukaryota, Oomycota, Saprolegniomycetes, Saprolegniales, Verrucalvaceae. The record is from RefSeq and is a predicted model, not a curated record. The transcript is spliced from 2 exons. The coding region runs from base 29 to 418 and encodes 129 amino acids. Gene Ontology annotation, molecular function: protein phosphatase 1 binding; protein serine/threonine phosphatase inhibitor activity.
CGUUUCUUCUUGGCGAAAACAGUGAACCAUGGACACUGCGACGACGACGACGCGACCGAAUGCGCCUGCGACGGCAUCGGCAACGAUCACCAGAGUGGCCGAGCCUGAAACGAGGUCGGAAGUGUACGUCAUGCGCUUGGACCCGCGGCCACACGUCAGGUUUGAUGAAGAAACCGCAAUUGACAACGAGUUCUUUGGCCGCAAAAAGUCUAAACGGUGCUGCAUUUUUCACAAGAAGCGUGAAUUUGGCGAAAGCUCCAGUGAAAGCGAACCCGAUUCGGACGACAGCAGCAGCAGUGCCGAAGAAAGGAGGGUUACGUGGAAGAAGAAGCAAGAAUUGAAGGCCACAGGCAGCCAUCUCCCGACCAAAAAGAAACACAUGUGCAAUGAUCCCGAAUGUACUGAGGCAACGUCCUAGGAAAAUUAACGAGUUAAUGAACACACUCUCUCUCUCUUGCUA